Molecule: messenger RNA, 443 nt
Organism: Plectropomus leopardus (leopard coralgrouper)
Lineage: Eukaryota; Metazoa; Chordata; Actinopteri; Perciformes; Serranidae
Source: RefSeq, a predicted model, not a curated record
AAUCAGACGUCAUUUUUCUCACUGUAUUUAAUUUUUUGUGUGUUUCAGGUUCGAGAUAACGCCACGCUGGUUCUGUCCAGAGUUUUACACACACAGUCUUUCCACCAGCACCAGGACAGCUACGAAGAGAAAAACGCGCUGCUGGAGGACGACAACACCUUCCACCUGGUGCGGCCGGCCGAUGAGAUCGAUGAGGUGAAGUCAAAGCGGGGCAGCAUGAAGGACAAGGCCAUGACCAAAGCCAUCACCGAGAUCUACCUGACCAGACUGCUGUCCGUCAAGGUGAGGCGGCGAGGGGCUCCACGCGGCGACCCCGUCUGCACACCGUCAGCCACCGCUCGCCAAAACGUCCGCUGUCUUCAGAGGAGCUCAGUUUGCAGAGACCGAGGAGUGUAAAGAGUUAAUUAAUGAUGAAUGACGUCAGGCAGCAAAUACAGCAGAUU